Xiphophorus hellerii (green swordtail) is the source of this 5273-nucleotide messenger RNA. RefSeq names its product phospholipase D1-like. Gene Ontology annotation, molecular function: D-type glycerophospholipase activity; phosphatidylinositol binding. The transcript is spliced from 26 exons. Gene Ontology annotation, biological process: intracellular signal transduction; regulation of microvillus assembly; regulation of vesicle-mediated transport. The coding region runs from base 235 to 3327 and encodes 1030 amino acids. Lineage: Eukaryota; Metazoa; Chordata; Actinopteri; Cyprinodontiformes; Poeciliidae. Gene Ontology annotation, cellular component: intracellular membrane-bounded organelle; plasma membrane region. The record is from RefSeq and is a predicted model, not a curated record.
CGGCGACUCCCAGCCUGUCUGAGCGGCAGCUGGAGGGACCGUGUCGCUGUGUGUGUGGAGGUGUGUGUGUGGAGGUGUGUGUAGUGGUGUGUGUCGCGGUGUGUGUGGAGGUUAAAGGUGAAGCUGCAGACCUGAGCAGGUGACCAGAGGACGUUUUAUUCCUGUGAAGAUGCUCGGCGUCCCUCAGGGAGUGCGGGUUCAGGUGAGCCCUGGGCUCCAGACUGAGUGUUAGCCAUGCUGCGGCAGUCCGAGCCGACCUCCAGUACUCUGCACCUGGUAGCCAGCGACAUGACCUCCAUCAUGGAGCAGCUGGACACUAAAGAUCUCGACGUUGGCGACGGCGAGUUCCCCGCCACGGAAGCCGGGGACCGGUUGCCCUUCACCGCGAUUUAUAGGUUGGUGGGUUUCAAGGAGUCCGACGCCAUGGUCUUCCUGUCUUCUCCCAUCACCGCCAAAAUCUUGGAAGUGGAGCGAUACACGUCGAAUCGGGAUCGCUUCAACAACUCCGUCCAGAGGAGCGUCAACAAGUCGACGCCGGCCAUGUAUAAGAUCGAGCUGAAACACGGCGAGUUCACCUGGGAGGUGAAGAAGAAGGAGAAACACUUCGUGGAGCUUCACAGGGACCUGAGGGCCUACAAGGCGCUGAGGCGGCUCCACCUGCCGGCACGAGGUAACUCGAUCAGGAGAAGAGCGACGAUGAAGUUGGAGAAGGCGCAGAUCCCCGUCCUCCCCAGAGAAGAAGUGAAGAACCAAAGCGGAAGCAUUUCCAGCCGCAAGAAACAACUUGAGGAUUACCUGAACAACCUGCUGCAGAUGCCGAUGUACAGGAGCUGCCACGCCACGAUGGAGUUCAUAGACGUCAGCCAGCUUUCCUUCAUUCAUGAUUUAGGUCCCAAAGGAUUGGAAGGAAUGGUGCAGAAACGUUCUGGCGGCCAUCGAUUCCCCGGCCUGAACUGCUGCGGGCGCAGUAAGAUCUGCUACCACUGGUCCAAACGCUGGCUGGUGGUGAAAGACUCUUUCCUCAUGUACAUGAAGCCAGACUCCGGUGCCAUCUCCUUCGUGAUGCUGUUCGACAAAGAGUUCAGCAUCAAGUUGGACUCCAAAGAGACAGAAACCAAACAUGGCCUCCGGAUCAACAGCCUGUCCAGGUCGUUGGUGCUGAAGUGCUCCAGCUACAGACACGCCCGCUGGUGGGGCCAGGCCAUCGAAGUCUUCUCCCGGAAGUACGGCGCCGCCUUCCUCACGGACCACCGCUUCGGAUCCUUCGCCAGACAGGAGGAGAACAUCCCUGCCAAAUGGUAUGUGAACGGAAAAACCUACAUGGAGGACGUGGCGAACGCUCUGGAGGAGGCCAAGGAGGAGAUCUUCAUCACGGACUGGUGGUUGAGUCCAGAGAUCUUCCUGAAGAGGCCGGUCGUCGAGGGAAACCGGUGGCGUCUCGACUGCAUCCUGAAGCGCAAAGCGCAACAAGGAGUUCGGAUCUUCGUGAUGCUCUACAAGGAGGUGGAACUGGCUCUGGGAAUCAACUCCGGCUACAGCAAGCGGACGCUGCUGCACCUCCACCCCAACAUCAAGGUGAUGCGGCACCCCGACCACGUCUCCUCCGCCGUCUACCUGUGGGCGCAUCACGAGAAGAUCGUGGUGGUCGACCAGUCGGUGGCGUUCGUGGGCGGCAUCGACCUGGCGUACGGCCGCUGGGACGACCGGGAGCAUCGGCUCACCGACAUCGGCAGCGUGACGCUCUCACACCUGGAGCAGGCCGCCGCCUCCAGCUCAGCGGCGCCCAGCUCAGCGGCGCCCUCCGGUGGCGGCGGCCAGAACAAAGUCUUCUCGGUGAUGGACUGUAGAGAUCAGCCCAAGCUGAAGAGUCAGGGGAGGAUGAGGAGGACGAAGAUGAGCAUCAAGAAGCACCUGCAGAAACACGGGCUGGCGCGCGCCGACAGCGACAGCGACGUGGAGGAGGAGGAGAGGAGCCGCUCGGUGCAAAGUCUUCAUACGGGCGUCGGGGAUCUGUUUGGAGACACCCGGUUCUGGCACGGGAAGGAUUACUGCAACUUCGUGCACAAGGACUGGAUUCAGCUGGACAAGCCUUUCGAUGAUUUCAUAGACAGACAUAAAACUCCCAGAAUGCCUUGGCACGACAUCGCGUCAGUCGUCCAUGGGAAGGCGGCGCGAGACGUGGCUCGACAUUUCAUCCAGCGGUGGAACUUCACCAAGCUGAUGAAGCCAAAGUACCGCUCUCUGUCGUUUCCUUACCUGCUGCCCAAGUCGCACCUCACAGCCGGAGAGCUUCGAUACCAAGUCCCCAACUGCACCACCGCUAAAGUGCAGAUCCUUCGCUCGGCCUCCGACUGGUCAGCUGGCAUCAAAUACCACGAGGAGUCCAUCCACAACGCUUACGUCCACGCCAUCGAGAACAGCCAGCACUUCAUUUACAUCGAGAAUCAGUUCUUCAUCAGCUGCUCAGACAACAAGCUGGUUUACAACAAGAUCGGCGACACGAUAGCGCAGCGCAUCAUGAAGGCUUACAGGGAGGGAACGAAGUACCGCGUCUACGUGGUGACGCCUCUGCUGCCGGGCUUCGAGGGCGACAUCAACACGGGGGGCGGCAGCGCCAUCCAGGCGGUGAUGCACUUCAACUACAGGACCAUGAACAAAGGAGAGCACUCCAUCAUUUCCCAGCUGAGAGCCGAGAUGGGGGAUCAGUGGAUGAACUUCAUCUCGUUCACCGGCCUGCGGACGCACGCCGACCUGGAGGGGACGCUGGUCACCGAGCUCAUCUACGUCCACAGCAAGAUGCUGAUCGCCGACGACAACACCGUCAUCAUCGGUUCCGCCAACAUCAACGACCGCAGCAUGCUGGGGAAGCGGGACAGCGAGGUGGCCGUCAUCGUGGAGGACUCGGAGACGGUGGACGCCGUCAUGGACGGGCAGCCGUACCGGGCCGGGAAGUUCGCCCUGCAGCUGCGCCUCGAAUGCUUCAGGAUGAUCCUCGGCGCCAACACCGAUCCGUCCAUCAACGUUUCUGAUCCCAUCAGCGAACUUUUCUACAAGGAGACCUGGAUGGCCACCUGCGCCCGCAACGCCUCCAUCUACCAGAAGGUUUUCCGCUGCCUGCCGUCCAGCGACGUGCGGAACAUCUCGGAGCUGGAGGGCUUCCUGGCCAAACCGGGCCUGGCCCGAGACGACCCGGCCCGCGCCCAGGAGGAGCUGAAGAAGAUCCGCGGCUUCCUGGUCCAGUUCCCGCUCCAGUUCUUGAGCGAACAGAACCUGCUGCCGCCCAUCGGCUGCAAGGAGGCCAUGGUCCCCAUGGAGGUCUGGACCUGACCGCCAUGUCGGACCGGGAGCCGUUCCUUCUGGUCAGGACAAAGUUCUGUGGUUCUGGUUGAGUCCGAUGACAGCGGGGCGACCCGCCUGAGGUCCAGUCUGACGGAAGCAGCUGAUGUGCCAAAGACAGAAUCAACCUGCAAGCCUGGACCCGGGCCGAAGCAGCAAACACUACAGCAUCGUCUCCAAAACCUGCUGCUGCUCUGGAAAUGAAACUCCGAUAAACGUCUCCAGGAAGGACCAGGAACCGACCCGAUUCAUCCAAACAGCCAAAAACCCUCAAACAUCCUCAGCCUGUCGCAGGUUUCAUGUCUCCAGUCACAUCUACCGGUUUCCUCUGAUCAUUGGAUCUGAUUGGGUUGAAACUCAACCAGCGUUUCGCUCAGCGGUGCCUGAAAACCCACUUCCUGGUAGGAUACUGACUGUGCAGCUCUGCUCCUGCGAACACUAUGCAACAUCCAGGGCUGGGAAACGCAGCUCAACACUAACGGAUAAAAACGGCAGAAAUCUGAUCAUAAUUCUGUUAAAGUGCCAAAACCCCUGGAAGCCCGGUGUCAGAGUCGCUCCACUUCCUGAUUCCUCCGUUUACUGUGACGCUUUUCUUCUGGGCAGAAAUCGUUUUACAAACUUUAUCUCACAUUAAAUCACUUUAUAGCUUUUCUUCUCAAAAUAAACCAACACGUUGCCUCUCAGACUAACAAACUGUUGUUGUGCUGCAUGAAGAGUCCGGUGCUGUUACCACGACUCUUAAAACUGAUGUAGUAAAUGGUUUUAUUGGUUUGUACAGUCACUGUUUGGCCGCUAGGGGGCAGCAGAAUGAGCUAAAAUCACUAAAAAUCUGAAAUAUUAACAUUUAAUGUGAUUCUGUUGAAGAUUUUAUUUAUUUAUUUUGUCUUAUUUUUGGAGGUAUUUGGGUGUCAAUUUUUUUUGUUUUUUUUAAAAUUUUGACUAAUUGUACAACUUUCUACUGCAUCAUUUCACAGGUUUGAAUCUGGAAAACUAAUAUUUGAGACAAUAAAUCUGUAACUGGGUUGAAAUUAACUAAAUCUGAAAAUUUGAAAUAAAAAAAUAACAAAAUACAAAAAACAAUUCUGAAAGAAAAAAACCCUAAAAAAAUCAGGAAACAUUUUGUCUUUAAUUUACUUAAAUUAAGACAAACAUUUUCCUUUAAAUUCAAUUUUAAUUUAACCUUAGUUUCUUCCUACUUCGUUAUUUUUUAAACAUAAGUAUUAUCCUUGCUGGGCACAGACAUAAACAGACUUUAUCAUUCAACUAUACGUUUAAAAUGUAAAUAUUGAGCAAAAAUUUGCUGCAACGUCCGAUAAUAAAACGGUAAAUUAAAUAAUAAAUUGUAUCAACAUAAAUAUAUGCAAUAAAAAGAUUUUACAUAUGAAGCAACAUUCUCAUGAGGAAUAUUUUCUCUUAAGGUCUAAAUAAAUUCAAGAUUUAUUUUCUUAAAUUUGAGUGUUUGGUUUGUUUUUGCUGCCCUCUAGUGGCCUUUGUUUAUAAGCAGCUGCGGUUUUGCAGGUUAAACUGUAACGUAAAUGUUCUGUGGCGUUUAUCUGCAUGGAGCCGCGACCCGAGUCGCCGCCAGCUUGACCCCAACCUGUUGCCAUGACCUCCAGCUGACCUCAGCAUGACCCUGAGAGCUUUCCCUGAAGCCAUGAGGCUGCCUCUCUGUUUCUACCUCCAGUUGGUGGUUUUUUCUGUCAUAUCAAGACUUUUUGCAGCUUUGCACAAACUGAGCAGAGGUUUUCUGUUUCCAGCUGCAGUGGCUCUGAAACUGACCGUCUGGUUUUUCUCUCUUCUGCCUGUUUCUCUAUGGAAAUUAUGCACUAUUUGCACAGACUGUUGUUUUCUUGCUCUUCGGUGUCCCGUCAUGUUGCUCUGGUGAAACAUUGGACUCAGUAAAUGAAUAAAUGAAGGGUUGAUGGCAUUAAAAUGAA